Trichomonas vaginalis G3 is the source of this 2196-nucleotide messenger RNA. Its product is annotated as Listeria-Bacteroides repeat domain (List Bact rpt) family. The transcript has a single exon. The record is from RefSeq and is a predicted model, not a curated record. NCBI's taxonomy places the organism in Eukaryota, Parabasalia, Trichomonadida, Trichomonadidae. Bases 1 to 2196 code for a protein of 731 amino acids.
AUGAUUAAUCUUUUCUUGUUUACACAAAAAGUAAAAUCAGCAGAUAAUCUUUCAUGGGUUUACGUCGAUUAUCCGACUUGGAAUCAAUGGCGUUCCGAUUUUGAUAUUCGCUAUGUUAUUGAUAACCGUUACUACUUUCCAACAUCAUACGCGAACUACGGUUGGUGGCCAGCUUUCAAAGUUGAUAAUGGAAAUUUAGUUUAUAUUCUCGGAAUAAAUAACGGUGAAGCGUCUUCAAAUAAUGUUUAUGUUAAAACCAAAUUAUCUUAUCCAUUUUGUUCUAAUUACAUCCUUGUCCAAUGGAUUGUUACCAACCAGGAUAAAGAACCACACUAUGUUUCCUUAGCUUCCCAUACUGAUGUACAGAUCAUAUUUAAUGAUAGAGCCAGAGUUGAUUGGUAUGGUGGCAACCGUGGUUUAACAAUGACACAAGAUAACAAAUAUCUUGAGCUCCAUAACACAAAGCUUACUCUUUUGGCACGUGAUGGUUACGGUGUUACAAAUGUUGAUGACUUUUGGUUUGGUCCAUGGUACCGUUUUAACCAACAUUAUUGGGAGAACAAAACAGAUACAGAACCUCUUAUAAACAGAGACUCUGCUUUCUCUAUUGGCUGGCACAAGCGCGCAAUUUAUCCAAAUCAGACUUUGACAUUCGGUGUUCUCCUUGGUGUUGGCGAUAACUUAAAGAGCCCACCAAUCAUCAACGUUACAACCAACUUCCAGCAGAACUACAAUCCAAACUCUAAGGUCAAUGUAACUGUCAUAGUUCAAGAUUACGAUGCUGGUGAAACAAUAACACUCUAUUGCAACUUCCCGAAUGGUAUAACAAAAUAUCACAAUAAAUCACUAACAAGUUGGAAAGCUGGAUCACAUGGCUUAAAUGAGUCUUACUCAUUUGAAGUUACACUUGGAACCACCGUUUCCUCCUAUCCAUUGACAGUUUGGGCUAACGAUGGCUUGUAUAAAUCAAACGUCUUCACAAAGCAACUUCUUGUUAACCAGGCUCCAAAGUUGACAAUCACCAACACAAUUGCUUCCACAUAUUACACAGGUGGUACAGUUGAUGUUCAAGGCAAGCUUUGGGAUGAUACAUAUGCUGUCAUUUCCUAUCAAUUCGAUAAUGACUUUGCUUUCUCUGUCAACUCUCAAAUCGACUGCUACAACGUCGAAGUUCCAUUCCGUAAGACAUUCCCUCUUAGACAGAAAGUUCUUAGCUAUGGUUCUCACGUUCUUCACAUCUGGGCUACUGAUGAGUUCCGUGUCAAGUCAACACAAUACGACUUCCCAUUCACUUAUGUCCAGCUUCAUGCUCCAGAGAUCAUGCUUACAACAGAUUUCAAUGACAGUGUUCACUACAACAAUAAAAUCUUUGUUUCAGGUCAGUUCAGAGAUCUCGAUGUUGGCGAUACAUUGACACUCAGUGUUAAGUAUCCAACAGAUGAUCCAACAGCUCCAUUCAAUCCAUUCUACACAGUAACAUCUCAGGGCGAAUGGGUUAAAUUCGAUUUCGAAUACACAAUUCCACAUCUUGAUGCUGGCAACCAUUCGCUUAUUUUCGUAGUUGUUGAUCAGCGUGGCUCCAACUCUCGAGAUGCAAUAUUCACAUUCACAAAUGUCAAGUAUCCAAAUCCAUCUCCAGUUCCAUCCCCAUCUCCAAUUCCAACACCUAUUGAUACCAAGCCUCCAUCUGGACACUACAUUGAUUCCAAUGAAACAACGACAUAUGUUCCAACAUAUACUUCUGAUUCUAAUGGUGAUCCAACAAUCACAUAUGUACCAUCUAACACAUCAUUCUACUUCAUCACUCAAUCCAAACCACCGCCAAAGAGAACACCAGACUUGACACCAACACCAACACCAUCUGCAUCUGAAGCUCAAUGGGCUAACGCAGGCUCUGGAGUAGCAUCUAAUUCUAACUCUAAACAGAAUAAGAAGAAAUUAAUCCCAAUCAUCGCUGGUGCAGCUGCUGCUGUCGGUGUUGCUGCAAUCGUCGCUGCUGCUGUUCUCAUUCAUGAAGCAAAAAUCAAGGCAAAGGAGUUCGAUCCAGAGGAUCCAGAUCUUUUCAAUGGUCCAGAUGGCGAUGCAGCUCAGGAGAAUGAUAACCCACUCUACAACGAGGAUGCUCAGGACGAUCCAUUCGCCGAUGAAUUCGACGAAGAAGCUCCAAAUGAUGGAAAUAACAUGCUUCCUCAGUAA